Musa acuminata subsp. malaccensis (wild Malaysian banana) is the source of this 742-nucleotide messenger RNA. Its product is annotated as protein NOI4. The record is from RefSeq and is a predicted model, not a curated record. Gene Ontology annotation, cellular component: plasma membrane. Lineage: Eukaryota; Viridiplantae; Streptophyta; Magnoliopsida; Zingiberales; Musaceae.
CGAAACUAUUUCGUCCUUCACGAUUCUCCCCCCUUUCCCGCUUCGUUUACCUCUCGCCCUCUCCCUUCCCUUCCCUUCCCUUCCCUUCUCAUCAAUUCCUUAUUCGUCACCGUAAGACCAUGUCGGAGGACAAGGGUCGGCCCUUGCCUAAGUUUGGCGAGUGGGAUGUCAACGAUCCUGCUUCUGCAGAGGGGUUCACUGUGAUCUUUAAUAAAGCUAGAGAUGAGAGGAAAACAGGUGGCAAUUCACGUGAAACGGACUCUCCCGGGAAGGGAGGAACAGCUUUUAAACAUGGACCUUAUGCUUCCAAGCCUAAUGCUAAGAAAUGGUUUUGUUGUAUGUAUGCAGCACCGGAAGCGUGAGGAAGGGUUCAUGUGACCGACAAGUUAUGGUAUUGGAUGUGUUCGUUUCACGUCAUUUUCAAGAACCAGGAAGCGCUGGUCCUGUGAUCAUCUGAUUAUAUUAGAGUUUGUUGAAGGUUAGAUGGCAUGAGUGGGCAAAGACCGGAAGCAAACUAGGGGAAAUGAGAUGAGAUGAGAUGGGAGAAGCUGGGAAUUGUCUUUAUAUAUAUAUAUAUAUAUAAAAGAAUAUAAACAUGUACUAAAGGGGGGGGACGUGUACUCAAGUUUGAUUUGUCUAAUUCUAUUUCUAACCUUUCUGGAGUGCUGCUGUUUCCAUGUAUUAUGGCAUGGUUCUUUUAGAGCUGGUGGAAUGAAUCUGUUGCGAAUGAGUAUUGAUGAUA